Molecule: messenger RNA, 1891 nt
Organism: Cokeromyces recurvatus
Lineage: Eukaryota; Fungi; Mucoromycota; Mucoromycetes; Mucorales; Mucoraceae
Product: glycoside hydrolase superfamily
Exons: 12
Coding region: 6-1877 (623 amino acids)
Biological process (GO): glycosaminoglycan metabolic process; carbohydrate metabolic process
Cellular component (GO): membrane
Molecular function (GO): beta-N-acetylhexosaminidase activity
Source: RefSeq, a predicted model, not a curated record
GUAAAAUGAAAUUAUUUUGGUUGUCUAUAGUAAUAUAUAUUGCCUUAAUAUCUGUCGCUAGAGCAAUUCUGUUAUGGCCCAUACCUCAAAAUAUUCUAUUAGGGGAAACAGAGCUUCAGCUUGAUACAAAAUUUUACAUUUCUGGUUCUGAUAAUAAGUAUUUAAAGCAUGCUAUCAAACGUUAUACACGAAUUAUAACCUAUGAGAGAUGGAUUCCGGUUCAGAAUUCUUUUGAUAUGAAUCAUGAUUCAAAUUCAAAUAUCUCAGAUGCUACAUUAAAAUCGUUAGAUAUAAUUCUGAAAGACGAACAUAAAAAAUUAGAAUUUGGUGUAGAUGAGUCCUACAUAUUAAAUAUACCUGUGAAUCAAAGGAAAGCUACAUUAAAAGCAAAUACAGUAUGGGGUGCUCUUCGUGGUCUUGAGACCUUUUCUCAAUUGGUUCAAUCUUACCCUAGUCGAAGUGAUGAUGGAGAGGAAUCCAUUAUAGAUUACGAUGAUGAGGAAGAAAAUGAUGACAAUAAAAAUAAUGGAUUUGAAGGUCUUUAUAUACCUAAUGUACCUAUCAAAAUCAAGGAUUCACCUAAAUAUACACAUCGUGGACUAAUGUUAGAUACAUCAAGGAACUUUUUCCCAGUUAAGGAUAUUCUUCGUACUAUAGAUGCAAUGGCUUUCAAUAAAAUGAAUGUUUUCCAUUGGCAUAUAACUGAUUCUCACAGUUUCCCAUUAAAACUUAAAAGUGCUCCUGAAUUUGCACAUCAAGGCGCUUAUGUAUUGCAACAAAAAAGAUUAACCUAUUCUAAAAAGGAUAUUAAGCAUAUAAUAAAAUAUGCAUACAAGAGAGGUGUACGAGUAAUUCCCGAAAUUGACAUGCCUGCACAUACCGGAUCAUGGGCGUUAUCUCAUAAGGAGAUCACUACGUGUACAGGUAUUCAUUACCUUGAUAAAAGUAAUGAAUGGGGUAAUCGCCUUGCAGCUGAACCUGGUACCGGACAACUUAAUCCAGUUCUUAAUGAGACUUAUGACCUAGUAGACAAAGUAAUUACUGAGGUUGCUUCUUUAUUUCUAGAUAACUGGUAUCAUGGAGGAGGUGAUGAGCCAGUAUAUAAAUGCUGGGAACAGGAUAAAAAUGUUCGAAAUUAUAUGAAGACUCACAAUGUUACCGGAAUCGAUCUUCUUCAUCUAUUUUUACAAAAAGAAUUGAAUAUUAUUAAGAAUUCAAAAAAGACGGCGAUUUUGUGGGAAGAUGCUGUUACCAAUGAUAAUUUACCUAUAUCGAAAGAUGUAAUUUUACAGGUUUGGACUAACCCUGUACAAAAUGCAAUAAAGAAGGGUUAUAAAGUAAUUGCUUCUAAUUAUAAUUUCUGGUAUCUUGAUUGUGGACAUGGUGGAUGGGGUGGUAAUGAUACUAGCUACGAUGAACAGGCUGCUCCAGAGAUCCCAAAAGACGUUGUUCUUGCUUUAGACAAGAAUAAUGUAGCAGAUAAUUACAAGACUCAAAAUUGGGGAGGAGCAGGAGGUGAUUGGUGCAGUCCUUUUAAGUCAUGGCAAAGAAUAUAUAGUUAUGACAUGACUUAUAAUCUUACUGAAAAGGAAUCUAAAAAUGUUUUAGGUGGAGAGGUAGCAAUGUGGACAGAACAAGUAGAUUCAACAUCUCUGGACAUCCGACUAUGGCCAAGAGCAGCAGCAGCAGCAGAGAUAAUGUGGUCUGGAAGAUAUGAUAAAAAAAAUAAAAAACGUGAUAUUGGUGAUGCAAUGCCAAGAAUAUUUGACUGGCGAUUUAAGUUAUUGAAACGAGGAAUAAACACAGAGGCUCUGCAACCCUUAUGGUGUGGACAAAACCCUCAUAUGUGUGAUGCUACUUAUCCUACUGCAUUCUAAGUAAUAUAAUAAAA